Messenger RNA from Pediculus humanus corporis (human body louse), 1593 nucleotides. RefSeq names its product Iduronate 2-sulfatase precursor, putative. The record is from RefSeq and is a predicted model, not a curated record. Gene Ontology annotation, molecular function: iduronate-2-sulfatase activity. The coding region runs from base 1 to 1593 and encodes 530 amino acids. Lineage: Eukaryota; Metazoa; Arthropoda; Insecta; Psocodea; Pediculidae. The transcript has 7 exons.
AUGAUAAUAAUUUUAUUUUUGACAUUGUUAACUUAUCUUCCAGAAGUUCAUUUAAAACUUUUUAAUGUUUUAUUUAUUACUGUGGAUGAUCUUAGGCCAAGCAUUGGAGUUUAUGGUGAUUUAAAUGCUGUAACUCCAAAUAUUGAUUUAUUGGCUAAAGAUGGAGUCAUUUUUAAAAAUGCUUUUGCUCAGCAAGCGCUUUGUGCUCCCAGUAGGAAUUCUUUUUUAACGAGUCGAAGACCUGAUACAUUACAUUUAUACGAUUUUUAUUCAUACUGGAGAAAACUUGAAGGAAAUUUUACAACAUUACCGGAAUAUUUUAAAGAAAAUCAUUAUUUUACAAAAAGUAUUGGAAAAAUAUUUCAUCCUGGAAUUUCAUCCGGUUUUACCGAUGAUUACCCUUACAGUUGGUCAGAACCCCCAUGGCAUCCCCCCAGUGAUAUUUUUAAAGAUGCUCCAGUUUGUUUGGAAGGUGAUAAAAAAUUUUCAAAUUUAUACUGUCCUGUAAAAGUUUCAGAGCAACCAAUGAAAACUUUACCCGAUCUUGAAUCAGUGCAAGAAGCGAAAAAAUUUCUCAAACACUAUAAAAGUGUCAAACCAUUUUUUUUAGCAGUUGGUUUUCACAAACCUCACAUACCCUUUAAAUUUCCAGAAAAAUAUGCAGAUUUACAUCCGAUAAAAAACAUAACUUUGCCUGAUUUAAAAUAUUAUCCUCCUGGAUUGCCAACCAUCGCUUGGAAUCCUUGGAAUGACAUUAGAAAAAGACACGACAUUGCUCGUCUUAAUGUGACGUAUCCAUUUGCAUCUCUUUCAGAUGAAUGGAUAAAAAAAUUACGACAAGGUUAUUAUUCAUCUGUUUCAUAUGUUGAUCAUUUAAUUGGUGAAAUAUUGAAAAGUUUAAAAUUGCAUAAUUUAAACAAAAAAACAAUUGUUAUUUUAUUAGGAGAUCACGGUUGGUCUUUAGGAGAACAUGGAGAAUGGUCGAAAUAUAGCAAUUUUGAUGUCGCCGUUAGAGUUCCGUUAAUCAUUCGAAUACCCGAUACGACAUAUUUUACAAUAAAUAGAAACGCUACCGAAACAGGAAGUGCCACCGUCGAAGAACCCGUAGAAUUAAUAGAUAUUUUUCCAACGGUUGUGGAUUUGGUGGGAUUGAAAUCGAUACCCAAAUGUCGGGAUAAAUCGUUCUCCGUUAAACUUUGCACGGAAGGAAAUAGUUUAAAAUCUCUCAUUAAAACGUCAAUCGUUGAAAAAUCAAAUAAAAAAAUUAUGACGAUGACGUCAGAAUGGGAUAAAUUUGCAUUGAGUCAAUAUCCCAGACCGGAUGUUUUCCCGACAAAAUCACCCGAUUCGGAUGAGCCAAAAUUAAACGAAAUUAAAUUCAUGGGUUAUUCGAUUCGAACCAAAAGAUAUCGAUAUACCGAAUGGAUUCCCUGGGAUUCGAAAACCUUGACCGGAAAUUGGUCGAACGUUAAUCAAACGGAAUUUUACGAUCAUCAUAUCGAUCCGAAUGAAAAUUUAAAUUUACACGGAAGACCCGGAUUAGAAACCUUAGAAAAAAAAUUAAAAUAUUUACUUAAAAAAGGUUUUUCCUGA